This is a messenger RNA of Olea europaea var. sylvestris, 1586 nucleotides long. RefSeq lists its product as uncharacterized. Lineage: Eukaryota; Viridiplantae; Streptophyta; Magnoliopsida; Lamiales; Oleaceae. The transcript is spliced from 6 exons. Bases 208 to 894 code for a protein of 228 amino acids. The record is from RefSeq and is a predicted model, not a curated record.
CAAUUUCCUUGUUUAACAAUUGCAAGUUGCCUUCCCUAAACAAAUUCCCGUUGACGGCAUCACUCCAAAUGACGACAAUCUGAAAAACACAAUGUCAUUCAUAUGCCCUCUACACCAGUAUUAUUCCUCAUAAACCCCCGAUUUGUUGACUUCUAUGGUGCAUGAUUCGAUAUAAUAAUUUUGGGUAUUGUUAAUUUUGUUACGGUUAUGGAUCCAAUGGAGCCGACCGGACAGAAGCCUACAGGAAAGGGUUCCGAGAGGGAUCGGGUCCGGUUGAAGAGGAAAACCCUGGAGGUAGUACUCCAGCAAUGCCAGGUGGCCCUCCAAGAGCUCACCGAUGUCCUAGAUGAUGAUGAUGCCGAUGGUGACCCAGAUGCGCUGCCGGACUUUGAUGAUAGCUCGUCUUCCCCCUGUUGCGAUGCCGAGACAGCUGAGUUUUGUGAUCUAUUGCAAUCUAUGGUUGAAGGCACCGAUUUUCUUGAGAAACUAGAGAACGCCCGUGCAGCACUUCCACAGAACAUGUCCGAGGAAGGCAAUUCCUGGGAUAUGGUCAGUGAAAAUGAAGUUUGGGAAGUAAGAAAUAUGGAGUCAGAUGGAGAAGAUUUUGUUUUUGUUAGGCAAGAAGAUAUAGUGGAGGGUAUAGCUUGCUUCAUGGCUGCAUAUCUGUUGUCUCUUAAACAAGCAAAGGAUGUGACUCCAAACCAACUUCAGGAAGCUCUGCGCAAGACAUUCUCUGUAAAAAAGAAUAAGGGUAAGCUGCAGAAGGCAUGGGAUGGAAGCAGAGCCAUUUACAAUGUAGCUUCCUGGGGAGCUACUGCCAUUGGGACUGAAUUUCACAAUCAUGUUGAAAAAGAACAAAAGAAGAAUAUAAAAUCGAAGAGACAAGAAGGAUAAAUGUAAGCAUUGUUUAUGAUUCACAAUCACUUUUGCCAUUCUACUGGAACUAAAUGGUUGUGAGAGACUAGUAAUUUUUUAUUUUUUAUUAUUUUUAUUUUUAUUUUUAUUUUUUUAACUUUUGACUCCGAUUCUAGAUGGAAGGUUGAGAUGUUAAUUUUUUAUGCUUGGAAAUGUUCAGCAAGCCCUUUGGGGAGUUAUACUUUGGCUUUUAUUUUCUGUAAACCUUGGCAAUGCUUUCAACAGCACAUGGUAUUUUUUUUUCAUUAUCCUUGGUUUGAGCAUGACUCCUAGUUUCACAUUCUGGAGUUCAAACUUGAAAGUCAGUUGGGAAGUGCUCGGCUUGUGUUUAGUCAUAAGGGAAGAUUAAUCGACAUAUCGCAUUUAAUCGUUCUUAACUGCUUUUGUAGAGGCUAAAAAAUAAUGAGAACGAAUAAGGAAUGCUAAAAUUGAAUAUGUGAAUGACUCUUUCUCAUUCUAUAUGAUUGGUGAGUAGCUCUUACUGAAACAAUAUCCUGAUAUUAAUGGGGUUGUGCAUUCUUUUGUUGUUUCUCUCUAUAUAUGAUAUUCCUUCUCAAUCUUCUAUAUACUUAACCUUGCCACCAUUGCUUCUUUCAAAGUUGGGUUAUCCUACCACCUCGUUAACAAUGGGGAAUUCUUACUGUUUUGACUAUCUGUUUGUGCUAUGCACG